UCCGCGCAGAUUUGUUGUACUGACUUAUUUGUUCGUUUAACGAGAUGUAUAAUUGUAUUUGAAUCAUUUCGAUUGUGUUUCCAUCGCAUCAGAGACUCUAUCAGGAUUAACGAUAUCAAGGAUCAAGCUAAUUGUCAAUUAUAUUGAAAAUUAAACAUCAUUUAUUUUAUGAUGCGUGCGAUCCAAGAAUAAUAAAAUAAUAAACCAAAGAGGGUUAAACUUAAUUAGACGGUCAUAUCAGGAGAGUUAAGAAACAAUGUUCAUUAUUAUAUUAGUAUUAUCUAUAUUUAUUUUAUUGGUAUAUAAUUAUUACGUGCAUCAUGGAAAAAGCGGGCGACUCUAUAAUCUUAUACCGGGACCAUCAGGUUUUCCAAUUGUUGGCAGUUUGAUCCACUGCUAUGUUUCACAAGAGGAAAUAUGGAAAUUCUGCUGUGAAAUACUUGAUCAGUAUUAUCCCGUUUUUAAACUCUGGGGUUUCUUCACAUUUGUUAUAAGUAUCCGUCAUCCAGAUGAUUUGGAGAUAAUUCUAAGCAGCAAUAAGUACAUCGAGAAAAAUCAUGUUUAUAAUUUGUUACAUCCUUGGUUAAACACAGGUCUCCUCACUAGCACAGGCGCUAAGUGGCACGCAAGAAGAAAGAUACUAACACCUGCAUUUCAUUUUAAUAUGUUGAAUCGAUUUGUUGAUAUUUUGAUCAAAGAGGGUGAUUGCAUGACAAAGUCUUUGAAAGAUGUCGGAGGGACAGUUGUAAAAGAUUUAUUACCAUUUGUCAGUGAACAUACUUUAAACGCGAUAUGCGAAACUGCUAUGGGCGUCUCCCUAUCAAAACUCGGCACAUUCCAUCAAGAAUAUCGAAAAGCGAUACACGAUUUAAUAGAAUUGGUGGUUUAUAGAUUCCUCAGGCCUUGGUUCUACAACGAUAUGUUAUUCUCAUUGUCGUCAAAAGGAAGAAAGCAAAAGAAACUCUUGAAAAUAUUGCACGGAUUUACGGAAAAAAUUAUCGCAGAAAGAAAGCUUCAUCACCAACUUACUAACAAUCAGUAUUUAAAAAAUCUUGAAAGUAAUGAAGAAACAGAAGAUGUCGAAAUAUUUGGAAUUAAAAAAAAGCGACUAGCCAUGUUGGAUCUUUUAAUAGCGGCAUCUCGAGAAAAUUCUUUAACUGAUUUGGACAUCAGAGAAGAAGUCGAUACUUUUAUGUUUGAGGCUCAUGAUACUACAUCGAUGGCUAUAAUAUUUACUUUAUUACUAUUAGCUGAACAUAAAGAUAUUCAGGAGCGUGUGAGGGUUGAGGUUGAUAAUGUGAUGCAAGAGGACGAAGGAAAACUUAAUAUGAGAUCCUUGCAAAAUUUAUCAUAUUUAGAAAGAUGUAUAAAAGAAGCUCUACGUUUGUAUCCCAGCGUGUUUAUGGUAUCACGACAUGUUGUAGAGGAUAUAAAAUUGAAAUCAUGUGUCAUACCGAAAGGGACGAUCUUAUUUCUUAAUUUUCUCGGAGCUCACAAAGAUCCUAAGUUUUGGCCAAAUCCAGAAAUAUUUGAUCCGGAUAGAUUCUUGCCUGAGAAGAUACAGAAUCGUCAUCCUUAUUCCUACUUACCUUUCAGCGCAGGGCCGAGGAAUUGUAUAGGUCAACGGUUCGCUUUCCUAAAAAUGAAAGCUCUGAUUGCUCCUUUGGUGCACAAUUUUUAUUUGGAGCCUGUUGAAUAUUUAAAGAAUAUCCGGUUGAAAGCACAUAUGAUAAUUCGUCCUUCUCAUCCAGUUCAUAUAAAAUUCAUUCCAAUCAAAUAGUCGUUUGAUUGGAGUUUUAUAUGAACUGGAUGAGAUCUGAAUUGUAGGUUAUACAUAUAGUACAUCUAGUACUAUAUGUAGUAUCUACAUAUAGUAUAUCUUACAAUUCAGAUUUCUAGAUAUCCAAAUUUAUUAUGCAUAAGCCUAUUCUAUCGUUAUCUGCAAUUGCAAUGAACGCGUACAUACAUAUAAUGAUUUAUGAAGUGAAUGAAAUUAAUAUUUUUCUACGUUUCAUUCAAUACGAAGCAAUGUAGAAAAAACACAUUUUUGUUUGCGAAUAAAAUUUUGCUUGAAAUUGUAAGUAAGUAUAAGUUU
This is a messenger RNA of Camponotus floridanus (Florida carpenter ant), 2095 nucleotides long. Its product is annotated as cytochrome P450 4C1-like. Gene Ontology annotation, molecular function: iron ion binding; heme binding; oxidoreductase activity, acting on paired donors, with incorporation or reduction of molecular oxygen. The coding region runs from base 257 to 1780 and encodes 507 amino acids. The record is from RefSeq and is a predicted model, not a curated record. Lineage: Eukaryota; Metazoa; Arthropoda; Insecta; Hymenoptera; Formicidae. The transcript is spliced from 14 exons.